This is a messenger RNA of Pseudocercospora fijiensis CIRAD86, 528 nucleotides long. RefSeq lists its product as uncharacterized. Lineage: Eukaryota; Fungi; Ascomycota; Dothideomycetes; Mycosphaerellales; Mycosphaerellaceae. Gene Ontology annotation, molecular function: zinc ion binding; carbonate dehydratase activity. The record is from RefSeq and is a predicted model, not a curated record. The transcript has 3 exons. Bases 1 to 528 code for a protein of 175 amino acids.
AUGGCCACUUCGAACCAGACCGGCCCUUCAACCGCAAAUGUCGAAAACUUGAAGCAGAAGAAUGAGCAGUAUGCGGCUGGAUUUACUCAAGGGCAGCUUGCGUUACCACCUGCGAAAAAGUACUUAGUUGUGACCUGUAUGGAUGCAAGGAUUGAUCCUAAGUCUGCCUUCGGAAUCGAGCUCGGUGAUGCUCAUGUCAUUCGCAAUGCCGGCGGCAACGCUAAAGACGCUCUGCGCUCGAUUUUGAUCUCCCAGCAUCUCCUCGGGACCCGUGAGAUCAUACUUGUGAAACAUACUGGCUGCGGCAUGCUGACCUUCGGCAAUUCUGAUGCCCUCAAAAUCGUCGCACAGAAUGUCGGAGCCGGAGUCCUGGAUUCGACAUUUGAUUUUCAAUCUUUCCCAGAGCUCGAGAAGGCUGUGCAGGACGAUGUUGAAUGGCUGCAAAGCCACAGCGCCUUGAUCAAGGACACGGCUAUCAGCGGUUGGGUCUACGAAGUUGAGACUGGCAAGACGAAGCAGAUCGUCUGA